ACAACUUCCGGCCGUCCAUUUUUCCCCUGAACGUCGUCUGCCGUUGUAAUCAUUACACCGUGGUGAUAGUACAACGAAGUGAAGUAGUGUCAGAAGUGACGAGUGUCGAGCCCGUUUUUUCGAAGUUCAUCGAGAAGUGAUAACCGUUUUCCUCGUAACGUCCGCCCGUAACAGGUAAACGAAACGUUCGUUGCGCAGCUCAGUCGGAACCUGGAGGCGAAAAUACCCGCGGAUAGCUUCGUUGGAAGCCCGUGAUCGCGGAAAGAAAGAAGUCUCUCCUCGUUCUUGGAACUUCGUCUCGCGUCGUGCGGGAACACGGUGUGCGAGUACAUUGACGAUGGCACGAUCGAGUCAAUUUCCGUUGAUCGGACACACGGGGCCCGAUACGUUUCCAUUCGCCUCUGGUUGACGUUUCUGUCCCUUCGUUCGCACGGAAUAAACAGCCCCUGCAACCGCGUGAUCCGAACGUUCGACGUCGGUGUUCUUCCUCUUCCUCCUCCUCUUUUUUUUUCUUUUCCUGUCUUUUCCUUUCCUUUUCUUUUCCAUCGCCGUUUAUUUUGAAUCGCCGCUUGAAGCGUGUGUUAAUCAGACAAACAAACUGUGGCCAAGGCGGGUGUUAAUCGGACACGCCGCAAGGAAAUCUGGAAAGGACGACGUGCGAGUCGAUGAGAAGAAGGAAGCGGUGGAGGAGAAGAAAGAGGCAGAAAUUUAGGAUCAUUGGAAGAUAUGGAGAACAACGACGAAGCGCGGACUGUUGCCGAACGUGCAUCAACGUCGAAGGAGGAACCCUUGGAGGCGACUGCCGAUGAUGAUUACGGCUGCGAGCAUUACAAGCGAAAAUCCAAGUUUGUGACACCGUGUUGCAACAAGGUGUACACGUGCCGAUUCUGUCACGACAAGGAGGAGACCCACACGGUAAACAGGAAAGAGGUGACGGAACUUAUAUGCGUGCUGUGCGAUACGCGUCAACCCGUGCAAGCUACUUGCCAGAAUUGUCAUUGCCGGUUCGGCAAGUAUACGUGUCUCGAAUGCAACUUAUUCGACGACGAGGACAAGAAUCAGUAUCACUGCGAUGGCUGCGGGAUAUGCAGGGUCGGCGGUCGCGACCGAUUUUUCCACUGUGCCAAGUGCAACAUGUGUUUGCCAGUUCAGUUACAAAACGGGCACACGUGUGUAGAAAAUGUCUCUCACGCAAAUUGUCCAGUUUGUCUGGAGGACAUUCACACAAGUCGUAUACCCUGUCACAUUCCAAACUGUGGUCAUCUGCUUCAUCGCACUUGUUUCGAGGAAUUGUUACACUCAGGACAUUACGCGUGUCCAACUUGCCAAGUAUCGCUCUUAGAUAUGACUGAUUUAUGGAGAUUUUUGGAUAUGGAAGUAUCUUCAACACCAAUGCCAGAGGAGUACAGGGAUUACAAGGUUGAUAUUCUGUGCAAAGACUGUCACGAGGAGUCGACGGUAAAAUUCCAUAUUGUAGGUUUGAAAUGUCUGAAUUGUGGAAGUUAUAACACAUGCAGAGUCAAAGGAUCCCCUUCUCCAGCAGAUCCAGACACGUUGGAUUAAACAGCAUAAAAUUACGUUGGCGAUGAAGAGAAUUCGCGACGCUCUAGAACUUUAGAGUAUUAAAACGGGAAGAAAUGCGAAACAUUCACGAGAAAGUGUUACUCUUGGACGUUUCGGGCAAAAAAGAGACAUUAGAAAAUGGCCUCGUCGGCGUUAUACCUCUUUACUUGUUUUUAGUGAAUUUAUACAUCUUUGUUGAUUGUUUUUAGACGUUUUUUAUAGACGUUAUUUUAUUAGGAGGCUGAACGUAGCGACUGAUCUAAUCAGCAGUGUUUAUAUCUGUAAUCAUGGAAACUACUGAAUUAUUGAAUAGUCGUAACUUGAAUUAAUUCGAAUCAUUUAGAGCGAAUAGUUUAUUCCUUUUUUCUUUUUUCUUCUUCGAAAAUACAAAUGUCACUUAACGAUAGCGAUUCUAAAUCAUUCGAUUUGUCUUAGUAGUUACUGUUAUUUCCUUACUCAUUGGAGGCGCGGUAUACACGGUGUCCCCGUUUCCUAAAAAUUCUUCUCGCGCUGUUCCCAAGUAUAUCCUUAAACAUUUCGUAAGGCGUGACUUUCUUUCGAUGCAAUCUUUUCGUAAAUGCUAAAUCAAUAUGCCGGUAGUACUAGUCAAAGAAAGAAAAAAAAAAAAUAUCUCCCCCUCUUUUAGCUAUUGUUAUAAUCGACAGCUAAGAAUUCCUCUGUAUUAUCUCUACUACACAUAGUUCCCCGAUGUUAUAUUACGCAAUUAUAUCUAGAGAUAGAAAUCAAUGAGAUUAUUACUAAUAAGACACAUUUUAUUUCUUAAUCAAUUAUUGUACGCGCAAUUUUCGAAAAGAUCGCCAUCUAGUCAAAGAUUUCUUGAGUCACUUCUUGAUACGAUCGUUCUGUAAAAAAAAAAAAAAAAGCAGAAUGCGCGGGGGAAUCUCAGAUAGUUGGAUGACCGUAAGCUGAUACCUGACACGAUAAUUGUUCUGUUUUUGAAAUUUCACGAAACAUAUUCGUACAGGUAAGCCUUGGAAAUGAUCCACGAAGAUUCGAGGCUUCGACAUUCAUCUAUCGAAUUUUAUCGGGCAUUACCACCGUGUUAUUGUGAACUUAAAAAAAAAAAGAAAAAAAAAACCAUAAUUAUAUACUUUGUAUGUAUGCUUAGGUGUCUUUUAGUGCACGUGUUUGCAAACGCAAACUUCUUUUUUUUUUUUUUUUUACGUCAAUACGAUGUAUAUCACAGACUCGCAAACUUUAUUAAUAAUAUUUAGUAUAAUUCGUACACAACUAGAUAUUGCAUAUUUAUCGUAGUAAAAAGAUUAACACUUUGAUUCUUCUUCUUAAAAGAAAAAAAAAAGAAAGAAAGAAAGAAAAACGUGCAUAAGAUUGACGACAAAUUUCAAACAAAGUUAACGACGUAUCUCAUUGAUUUUAUACAAACUAGUUGGUAAUUCGCAAUAUUUUUUAUCAUCUUAUUUUGCAAAGGGAAUCUACGGUAUUAAUUACAUUCCGACUGCUAUACUUUUGAAAAAAUAUAUCUAGCGAAUAUAAACUAAAAACAGUAUUUUCCUUUGAAAUUUGAAUAACCAGUUGAAUAGUUAAGGAAAUGCGCAUACUUUAUUCAAUUUUUAGCGUUAAAAAUAAGUGAAGAAAGUGUCAGACCAUAAAAAGAAUGUACAAUUAGUAACGAGGGUUAUAUCAUAGAAAGAAAAGAAAAAAAAAAAAAAAAUGAUGUAAUUUCGUAUUUAAUACUGUAAUGUAGUCUUAUUAACUUGCCGUGAAAGUUCUACGAAGAACUCUGAAUUCUGUUGGAACGUGUAAAAAAAACGCGUGUAUCAAAAGGCAUUAGAAUUACGUUCGACGAUUACAGUUAUCGUUAAUGAACAUUGUCAUAUCGUGUCCAGAUUGAAUGUACUACUGGGUAAUCUUGUACUGUUUGCGUUUAGAUGCAACUGUAACUGUGUAAUUCGACCUCCUGGUGUGAGAUAAAGCGCGCGUCACUUCGUGCAGCGAAGUCUGAGAAGAUAUCCUUAGGGUAUCCAAAGCUCAAGUGAAAGCAAAGAAAAGUUGAGUUGGUUAGGCAACGCUCGAUAUAAUGUAUCUCACCACGAACGUGAGGACGCUUUUAUUGGUCAUGGAGCAACUUUUUUUUUUAAUCUGUUUGCCGAGCAAUACACAGGCUGAUCAUCGUAUAAGCACUUGCAUCUCUUCUAUCCAUUCCAUGUUUUUAUAAAAUAGCACGGUGAUGUACGCCGAGAAUUUAAUUGAAGUACGCUGUUACUAAUAAUAUUAACGAGCAAUCUUAGCAUGAUGUUUCAUUUCGUUUGUUUAAAAAAAAAAAGAAAAACCGUAAAAGUGGAUAGUCGUGGCGUGAUUAAGGCGAAAAGUCGUCAGAAAAAUCCUCUUUAUGGUUCGUAGGUUUCGAAUAGCAUCCGUCGUGCCGUUUUAAAGAGAGGAAACAUUUUACCAACAGUUUAUUUUUUGGUGUGAUUAUUAUCACGUCUUUAUUAUUCAGUUGUAAAUUAAAUAUGAAUUACAAAGGCUCUUUGUACAUAACGGCCGCAAUAAUGCUUUUGUUUUAUAUUAUAUAAUAUAUACUAUUGUAUCAAAUAAACCGACUAUUAUUUUAUUCUUCUA
Molecule: messenger RNA, 4164 nt
Organism: Frieseomelitta varia
Lineage: Eukaryota; Metazoa; Arthropoda; Insecta; Hymenoptera; Apidae
Gene: Rchy1
Product: RING finger and CHY zinc finger domain-containing protein 1
Exons: 5
Coding region: 727-1563 (278 amino acids)
Biological process (GO): ubiquitin-dependent protein catabolic process; protein ubiquitination
Cellular component (GO): nucleus
Molecular function (GO): ubiquitin protein ligase activity; zinc ion binding
Source: RefSeq, a predicted model, not a curated record